UUUGAAAACUACCCACAAAAAACGUUUUAGAUCACAUUUAUAAGACGUAGUAAGAAAAUGGAUCAGAAUUCCACACCGAUAAUAAAAGUACCUUCUAGGGUAGUGAAAAGUGAACCGAAAAAAACGAAAAGAAGAUGUAUGCUUGAUUUUUCCUUGCCAAGAGUUGCAACAAAAACUGUUGGGGGAGAAAUCGAGGACAACGUGGAUUCCCGUUUAGGAAGUAAAAAGUAUCCGAAAACUCCAGAACGGUUAUUAUUAUCAACCCCAAAAUGUGCAAGUACACCCGGUAAAAGGAAAUCGAGCUGGAAUGAUGAUCAUAAUAGAGUUAAACGAGCGAAAACUACUGAAAAUAAUUCGAUUGUACCUUUAUAUGAAGAUUAUCAAUUAUUAGGUGAUAGUCAACUUAUGAGAUUUUCCGAACAAUUAUUAUCAUUUAAAUCAUUAUAUUCUGAUGGUAUAAGACGUAUUGGUUACUGUGUAAGUGGUCAAAAAAUAGAUGAAUUAAAGAAACGAUUAUUAAAAGGAGAAUUUGAGAUUCAUAAAAAUGUUAUACUUUUAAUUGGGACUAAUGAUUUUAUUCAAAAGACAGAUUAUCAAGUUAUGUGUUCAUCUUAUACCCAACUACUCCAGUUUUUGAAAUUAAAAUGUUCCAAAAUCAUUUUAAUGACUGUUCCUCCAGUAGCUAAAUUUGAGAGUGAUAAAAAACAUUGGAAAUUAUUGCAGCAAUUUAACCAGUUUAUUGGCAGUUUCAUAGAUGGUAGAUGUUUAAUGUUACACAAAUGUUAUGGAUUUUAUUCUACACCUUUUACUGAAUAUGAAGUUUUUGUUUACUAA
This is a messenger RNA of Onthophagus taurus, 834 nucleotides long. NCBI's taxonomy places the organism in Eukaryota, Metazoa, Arthropoda, Insecta, Coleoptera, Scarabaeidae. The record is from RefSeq and is a predicted model, not a curated record.